AUGGCAUCAAUACCAAGUUAUAUCGGCAUUGAUGAAAAAUUAUCCGAAGAGGCCGUGGUCCCCCGGAGAGGAUGUUGUUUCUGGACGCCGUGUAUGCAUUGCGAUCGUCUUACGUUUUCCAUCGGAUCGAAUUGGUGGUCAGGGAUCGCGGAUGACGCUAAGACCGACGUUAAUCGGUGUUGGUAUAAAGGAUUAUCACCGUUUAAGAAGAUCAAGGAAUGGUCGGAUCUUAUCGUCCGUCCGAAGCUCAAGGCGCUUAUCCGUCGGUUUAACAAACAACGGUGUAGGCAGGGCAAUUUCCAGUACGAUCUAACAAGUUAUCUGCUUAAUUUUGAUGAAGGUCCAGGACAUUCGGAAGGCAAUCAUCGGCUGUUACGCAAUUUCUCGACGACGUACACAUCGAUUCUGAUCCCCGCGAAAUCUUCGAUUAAGUUAGGCGAUGAUAGGCCGGCAUUCACGUGA
Messenger RNA from Cynara cardunculus var. scolymus (artichoke), 462 nucleotides. RefSeq lists its product as uncharacterized. The record is from RefSeq and is a predicted model, not a curated record. The transcript has a single exon. The coding region runs from base 1 to 462 and encodes 153 amino acids. Lineage: Eukaryota; Viridiplantae; Streptophyta; Magnoliopsida; Asterales; Asteraceae.